This is a messenger RNA of Notothenia coriiceps (black rockcod), 466 nucleotides long. Its product is annotated as NADH-ubiquinone oxidoreductase chain 2-like. The annotation marks the transcript as partial. NCBI's taxonomy places the organism in Eukaryota, Metazoa, Chordata, Actinopteri, Perciformes, Nototheniidae. The record is from RefSeq and is a predicted model, not a curated record. The transcript has a single exon.
GUCCUUGAAGUUCUUCUUGAAGUUCUUCUUGAGGUUCUUGAAGUUCUUCUUGAGGUUCUUGAAGUUCUUCUUGAGGUUCUUGAAGUUCUUCUUGAAGUUCUUCUUUAGGUUCUUGAAGUUCUUCUUGAGGUUCUUGAAGUUCUUCUUGAAGUUCUUCUUGAGGUUCUUGAAGUUCUUCUUGAAGUUCUUCUUGAGGUUAUUGAAGUUCUUCUUUAGGUUCUUGAAGUUCUUCUUCAGGUUCUUGAAGUUCUUCUUGAGGUUCUUGAAGUUCUUCUUGAAGUUCUUCUUCAGGUUCUUGAAGUUCUUCUUGAGGUUCUUGAAGUUCUUCUUGAGGUUCUUGAAGUUCUUCUUGAGGUUAUUGAAGUUCUUCUUGAGGUUAUUGAAGUUCUUCUUCAGGUUCUUGAAGUUCUUAUUCUCUUCCGAGUUCUUCAACAUCAAGGUCUUCUUCAAUUCUCCAUCUUCGUAA